This is a messenger RNA of Guillardia theta CCMP2712, 690 nucleotides long. RefSeq lists its product as hypothetical. The transcript has a single exon. NCBI's taxonomy places the organism in Eukaryota, Cryptophyceae, Pyrenomonadales, Geminigeraceae. The annotation marks the transcript as partial. The record is from RefSeq and is a predicted model, not a curated record.
CUCUUGCAGCGAUGACAUCAACCAAGUUGUCUGCUGAAGGCGCUUGGACCUUUGCUCUCGCCUUCAUGCCUGUGUCUUGCGACCCUCCUCUUGCCCACAUCGGGUCUCGUUGGGCUGCCCUCUUGUUCCGAAGAGCUCAUCUGCCUCCCUACUCUCCCGAUCAGCGGCUGGUGGUCAUGACUUGAUUGGGUCCGUCACGAUUCACAGUCGCUCACCUGCAACCAUCGACCUACUCACUCGUUGAGGGAUCCUCUCCUCUCCCUUACUCGAGCCCCGCGCACUCGUACAGGGCAUGACGAGCGGCUGCCUGGAGUCAGGUCAUUGAGCGGGAUGGAGUUGGCGGGCUUGAGGAGCCGCCGGCAGCCCUUACGACAGUCUGAUGGUGCAGGUCCGGCCAGGGGAGGAGGAGGAAGCAGGCUGGGCGACGGGUCAGUCUUGCUGUCGUGGCAGGUAGAGCUGUCGCUGUCCUCGGUCAUUGCCACAUGCCUUGCCGUGCAUACGUUGCUUGCAGUCAGUGUUUGAUCGUCAAGCAGGGGACCUCAAUCUCCUCCCUGCUGCUUUCUGUGGGGCUGUUCGACUUGGUGCUUGCUUGGGUCACGCUGAUGUCUCUUGCAGCGACGAGACGUGCGAGGCCAGUACCUGAUCGUCGUGGAGUAGAUAUCAGGUCCAUUUCCGUCUUGUGAAACUUUU